Mesorhabditis spiculigera is the source of this 615-nucleotide messenger RNA. The record is from the annotation of a GenBank genome assembly. NCBI's taxonomy places the organism in Eukaryota, Metazoa, Nematoda, Chromadorea, Rhabditida, Rhabditidae.
AUGUUGAAAACAGCUAGUUCACCCGUCACCACCACCGAUCCCGCAUAUUGCGCUAGCAGCGAGGAGUUGUGCUUCAACGACGGGAUCAAGGAUAAUUGCUAUACGUACCGCACCUCCACCACUACCACCACCACCACCACCGAUCGGCCGUAUACCCAAGCCCCGUCCAGAGACUGCGUUCGUGUCUUCUGGCCGAUGACCCCCGCUUCCGUCAUCGCCGAAGCCGAUCCCUCAACGGGCGCUUGCCCGCAGAAUACCCACUAUAGCCCGGACGUCACCCAGGAUCCGCCAAAGUGCACCACCGUCGGGGAAUUCUGUUACAGCGCCAGCGGCGUUGGCAAGUGCUACCCUGCGGCAGCAUGUGCUAAGCUGGACGCUGCAGCCGGGCUGGUAAAGUCAACCAACGCCCCAGACAAGACCACCGACCCGGCCAACUGUACCACCGAUGGAGAGAAGUGCUAUGACGACGGAACGGGCGAUGCCUGCUACGCGCCGCCCACGACGACAAUGUUGACCACCGCUGCCUCAUCCGAGGCGACGGGCAGCACGGCCGCCACCGGAUCGACCACCGCGUCCAGCGAGUACACCGGAAGCUGUGUCGAUUCCAACACUAAG